Messenger RNA from Achroia grisella, 5340 nucleotides. It is a transcript of the gene wake, whose product is annotated as ankyrin repeat and fibronectin type-III domain-containing protein 1-like. The record is from RefSeq and is a predicted model, not a curated record. NCBI's taxonomy places the organism in Eukaryota, Metazoa, Arthropoda, Insecta, Lepidoptera, Pyralidae. Gene Ontology annotation, biological process: establishment of mitotic spindle orientation; regulation of establishment of bipolar cell polarity; signal transduction. The transcript has 20 exons. The coding region runs from base 392 to 4846 and encodes 1484 amino acids. Gene Ontology annotation, cellular component: spindle. Gene Ontology annotation, molecular function: protein binding.
UUUGGUCGCAUUAGUUUGGUGUUAAAAAGUGUUGUAGCGUGGUUAGAGGUUGAAUUAGUGCCCGAUUAUACUUCGAAGUCCGGUUUUGUUUACGUUUUUAUUUUUGUUUUCAACGGUGGUUUAUUUAUCGAAUCUUUUACGGCAAGUGAAACGUGAAUAGUGAAAAAAAAUAUUGAAGCAUUAAUUUGUACAGUGAUAAAGUGUUCUAGUGUGUAUAUUCAAUUUAAUAAUUCAACCUCUACGUUGGAUUUCAAAAUUCGGAAAUGUUGCGGGUGUGAGCGUAUCUUUGGGCACGUGCGCUCUUGUCGAAGGCAAGACGCGGACUACAUCAAAACAACGAUGGCUCGGCCUGAAGUUGUGCGAUGAAGUACCUGACGAGGAAGAGGGGGGCAUGGACGAGCCCAGCGCCGCCAAGCGGCCGUCUGUAUUAACUAUAGAUAGAGCCGCAUUUCUCCUUUUGAGGGUGAAAAGGGCUUUCAAGAAGAAGAGACAGCAGAGAAAAGAGAAACAUGCGGCGGCGGCUGCAGCGGCGGCGGCGGAGGCCCUCGGGGGCGGAGGGAGGCGGAUGCCGCCCCCCUUGCUGCGUUCACGCACCUUACCUGCUAUCAUAGCACCGGGUUUCUCCAUACUGCACGCUCAGAUCGACCCUCAGAGAACUAACGAUAUAAGUCAAAGUCAACUGCUAUGCCGGGGUUUGUCCGCGCACAAGGUAUGCGGGCUUCGUGCGCACGCGCCCCGGAUUUCCUUUACAAGUAAAGAUGACCCGGAACCACAUGAACUCCGGCGGAAGUCUGCCAGCAGCCGCCUGGGAAGCUCGCCUCGAUCCAGCAUAGCGAGCGAAGAACGAGCUGAUGGAGUUGCGCUGAGAGUACCAACACCUCGUGGAUCAGUAUCUAGUACUGGCAGCUCCAGUGCCAGCUCAAGAUUGGCCAGGCUGCUCACGCAGGGAGUUCGUGGGACUCCUGAAGAUGUCGCUGUUGAUGCUCCAAGACGUCUCAGUUGGGAAAGGCGUGAGUCAGCCGGCCAGAUACCAAGGUCGGCCAGCAUCGACUCCAUGGUUGAAGCAGCGAUAUGCGCCCGCCAUUCGGAACCAAGCCAGUCCACCACACUGCAACUGCCCACCAGAUCUGACAGAGCGUUCAGUCUCGCUUCACCAGUUGUGGGGCGGAGAGCCAAAUCCCAGAGAGGGUUAGCUGAGUUUCAAUACGGCGCACUCCUCGAGGGUUGUGGGGGGGAGCUGCCGUCGCUAAGUGCAUGCGCCCCGCUCCCCCCCAACUUAGAUAAAGCAUCACGACGUCAGCAAAAGGACGCGCGCGCACAGCAAGAUAAAAUUGCACAAGUUAACAUACAUUUGCAUGCUUUAUUUGCGGCUGUAGAACAUGGUUAUUUGGAUAAAGCAAGAAACAUAUUGGAUUCUACAGACGUGGAUGUCAACAGUCUUAACGCCGAUGGACUGUCACCCUUGGAUGUGGCAGUGCUCUCCAGCAAUCGAGGUCUUGCCAAGAUGCUUAUGGAGUUUGGGGCGAAAGAAGGCAGUCAGUUUAAAAUACCAGAAGCAUUAGGUGCGCAUCUACGGCGAUUGACGAGAGAAGCUGAGUCGCGACUCCACGAGGUGGUCGGCUGUACCCAGGAUAAAAGCUGUCGUGAUGAUACUUGCACAAGGUCUUCAGCUGGCGGUCAGGCAGCUGGUACCACGGGCUGCGCUGGUGGCGCCGGCUCUGAGAAAGACAAACAAGCACAACACUGGGAAAGGAGAGUGCGUACCCUGAAACGUCUGGUGUUAGGCUGGCAGCAAUCUCGAGCACCAGCGGCUCCUCCGCCACCCGACUUAGAAGUGUGCAGUGCCCACGCAGUCUCCGUGAGACUCCGGGAGUCCCGUACCACGUCAUCAGCACAGAGAGACCCGCCCAUUGUUACUAAAUUUAGAGUUGAAUGGUCAUCGCGCGCGGACUUUUCUAACGUGUGUGGUAGUUGUGACGUGGCCGCCACCGGCGCCAACAGCGGCACCAGGGUGCUGGCGGCCGGCCUCACCAGGGGCCGCCGGUACUUCUUCAGAGCCUCCGCCGGGAACAUCAAGGGCUGGGGGCCGUUUACGGUUUCCGUGCCAAGGAGCGUUGUGCCCAGUAGCUGGCGUGAUGUAUCAAGCAGAGCUAUACGCGGUGAAAGCGGUGGAGCGGCCGCAGCGCUGGAAGCGCUCGCAAGCGCUGCAGCGGGCGCCCGCUCACGGCCACCGGCGCCUCCGCCCCGGGCCUCCCGCAAGAAGACCGCCACUAUACGACAGCUGUUUACAGCGGCUAGCAAGUUCCAGAAGAAUCUACGGAGAGGUGUAUACUUGGCGUGCAUUCUGUACCAUGAAGACAAGGUGCUGGUGACUAGCGAGGAGUUCCUGCCUGUCAUCGAAGUGGAUGAGACCUACCCGACUUGCAUCUAUGCUGACUUCCAUUGGCUAAUGAAGGUGUCAUGUUGUUGGGAUGAUGUGAAAGGUCUUCGAGCGGAUAUGGAGAAACACACGUCUUCCUCUAUACACUUCAGAUUGAAAUUACUCACAGCAGCUGCGCAGAUGCAGUCCGCUCUCUGCAUACAAGACUUAGGACAAUUAUAUCACAAGCCACUGCGCGAUUCACACGGAACGGUUGUGAUAUCUGUGGUGACGAGUGUCAAAUCGGCCAAGUGUGUGUCGGCGCUGAACUCGCGGUGGGCGGCUGUGAACAGGCUGCGGCGACGCGUACUCAGCGACGACAACACCAUGGGGGAGCUGCUGAUGGCGUCCGUGCACGAUCAGAUCGCCUACCAUCAGGUAUCUCGAGUUCAGCUGCCCCGAGGGUUGUACCUGGGUUAUCUAAAGCUGCAGUCGUCUGUGGAAGUGGUACGAAUAGUGGCGCCCGCUCGCACCCCCAACGUGCCGCCGCACACAAGGGUGCGAGACAACCCGCACAUCUCUGCCGAAGAAUGGGAUUACCUAAGAAACCAAUCUGGCAAAGUGUACAGUGAAGAAGUUCAGCCAAGAAACAGUCUUGUACCGAUCAGCGACAGUCCGGAGAAACCGUCAGAAUCUCAAGAAAUGUUCCUAGACCAGAUCGCGUCUGCAGCACGACGACUCUUCAAGGAAAUGGAGAUCCCCAUCGAAUGUGUUAUCGCCCACCGAAUAUAUGAUCUCGAAGUCAUAGAACUUAAUAACGAUGUCAGUUUCGUAAUGAUAUGUCCACCAGCAGAACAAGCCUGCUCAGUGCCUGGUCAAAAAGAGAUACUCCUACAAAAAGGCGAUUUGCUCAGCCUACCCAUCCAGGCAUUCGAAAUGAUACACCUGCAGACGUACCAUACGAAUAUCCUAAACAAAUACUCCAAACUUAGUUGUAUAUUAGAAUUAGACGUAGCCUUAGCCGCCCAUUCCCAUAGAGAGGCAUUCUCUUGCACAGAAAUGCAAACAGCCAAAGAACGAUUGAGUAAAUUAGAAGACCUUCAAAAUAAUCUUAACACAGUGUGGAAAGCAGAACGGUGGCUUAUGGAUUUAAUAGGCUUCGCGAGGGAUAAAGAUAAAGCGGUGUCAAGUUCUGGUAUACUCCUGAAAUAUAUACUCGAUAAGACGGCGUCACAAUUAAACAAAGAAUAUCCUGAUAGUAGCGAUACCAAUUACACAGAUUCCAACUUGAAAGUAGACUUCCUUCAAAUACCUGCGAGAGAUGGCAAAAUAACCAAAUUGUCACCUGGACGAGGGUCGUGGCCUGGACCAGCUGGCAACGGGAACCAUGCGAAUUUACACCCAGAAUUUAGUAAAUCUGAACAGCAACUAAGUUUGGCACCCCGACAGACAUCUGUAUCAACACUUAACCUAACUAGUUCGCAAUAUUUGAAUGCUGAAAACCAAUAUUCGAGUAGAAAAAGCAGUGCUGAUUCUCAAUUCACCCAAUCGAGUCCUAUGAGCAAUAAUUACGUGAGCAGCAAUUCGCAGUUUGACAUAAAAUCUAAUGCAUCUCAUACUAGUAAUCGUUUACCACCUUCUCGGAGUGAAGGCACCUUAGUGCUACAAAACGAAAAUGUGGAGCAAAAACCUCGUCCACACAGUAUUAAUACUAGCGUAUCAAACACCUCAAGUCCCCUACUGACAGUGAAAGGUUACUAUCCAGGGAGCAUGAUAAGUAUGAGAGCCUCCAAAUGCAACGUCUCCGAAUCCGCCCAGAGUCUGUCGAGUGACUCAGAAAGCCAAAGCUGUCCAAUAACAUCAGUUCCAUUAAAAAUCCGUCCGCAGGGAAAGCAUUAUAGGACUUCGUGUAACGUAAUCGCGUCCAAGAGCAUGACCAAUGUGAAAUCAUCCGACGUCGAUUACACGGAUACUGGUCAAGAAAUGUACCCAAAAACAAAUUUAUGUGUGAAGCGACAACCAUUGUUGGAGACCCAAGAAGACGUCGAAUAUAACAAUAAGGUUCCUAAGACUGAUGAGAGGAGUGACAGCGAAGAACAUGUUAAUCCAGCUUCAGAUCAACGACCUCCUGACCAACCAGGUAUAUUGCAGGUUUACGCUGCAUAUGAAACUGGUUUAGCGGCUGGUACAUCACUGAAACUACAUGUGACACCUCGUACGUCAGCCCGUGAAGUUAUCGACUUAGUUGUGAAACAACUCAACAUGGCUGCCGUGUUAAAAGGAAAAGCGGGCCCAGUAUAUGGCCCUGAGAAACUUCAAGAUUUCUGUCUGGUCGCCGUUAUCGGCGCGAGGGAACGGUGUCUUAGAGAUGAUUUUAGACCGCUUCAAUUACAAAACCCAUGGCGAAAAGGGCGUUUAUAUGUGAGGCUCAAACACGAUGUCCUAGCGGCUUUACAACAUUCAGCUAAACAACCAGCUUACAUAUAGACUUAUGAGUGUGUUGUGAAUUAGUUAUGUACAGGAUAUAUCGUUGUUUUCAUUAGAUAGAAACUAUAAAUUGAUACUAUACGAGUAUAUUAUUUUGGUGCCAAUUCUAAUUAUGUUGAUGCUUUAAAUAGUUAAGUCUUAAGUUGUGAGUAAUUAAUAGAGAAUAAUGAAAGUAAAACAGAAUUUAUGGUGCUUCUCAUUGUAAAAUAUGUCGCUUAUGUAUGCAAAGAGAGAAAUUUAAAGAGAAGAUAUUGAACGAUUUUCGUAAACGUUAUCUAGAUAUUUUAUUAGCCUUACUGUAAUAGUUUUUAUCCAGUCUAGAUGGACUCAAAUUCUUGUCGUUCUAUAUUAGGUAGGCAAUUACCUAAUCUAUCUAAUAGUCUAUAAGUAGCGUUGUGGAAAGUAGUCUUGUGCAAAAUAGUUCGCGACUUUGAGCGCUCUGUUUAUUUCUCAGAUCUUCCGCCAGCUAGUUCGUUCCUUCCCUACUUCAGUCU